UUUUAAAAUCCGAUUUAAACCUUAUGCCUACUCCUAACCUUAAGACCAAAAGGCUACGUUUUGUUUUCAGAAUAUUUUUGUUACGAUAUAGCUAGUGACAACCAAAAACGGUUUACAUUGCGCCACUUUUCCUGUUUGCUUGCAUCAAGAGUUUGCGUCAUACUUCCCAAUCCCGUCCGGGUUAACCUUUUGCGCAUGCGCAUUUACACGAAGUCGACGUAGGCUUUCGAGUUAGAACAUACGUGGUCUUUACACAGAGCAGUCACAAAAAUAAGUAUUCAGAAAACUCCGUAGGACAAAAACCUUUUCAACAUGGACCAGGUAAUGCAAUUUGUGGAGCCCAGUCGGCAGUUUGUGAAGGACUCGAUAAGGCUUGUGAAGAGGUGUACCAAGCCAGACAGAAAAGAGUUCUCGAAGAUUGCCAUGGCCACAGCGAUAGGUUUUGCUAUCAUGGGCUUCAUUGGUUUCUUCGUCAAACUCAUCCACAUCCCAAUCAACAACAUCAUUGUUGGUGGUUGAAUAUCUCCCCUGGCUGACUGACUACCUGCAACUGGACAUGGGAUAAAAGUGCUGAAGUGUUAACAUUUUUUUGUAUAUUAAAGUUCAUAUUUGUUUGCUUUGUAAAUAAAUUUGGAUUAAUAAGAGAUCAAAUCUCAUGUUUAUUUCCUCUAAAUCACAGAAAAUAUUAACUCCGAUCUAGGGCGUUAGCAUUGGGCAUAUUGUUUUGAUUAACACAUUAUUUGUUAUAUUUCCUGUAAGGAUUGACUGAUACUGUCUUCCAUGACUGAUCUGAUUCUGAAUGGACUGAUUAAAUAAAGUUAAUUAUCUUCUGUUUUCCA
Messenger RNA from Salmo salar (Atlantic salmon), 839 nucleotides. Its product is annotated as protein transport protein Sec61 subunit gamma. Gene Ontology annotation, biological process: intracellular protein transport; protein targeting. The record is from RefSeq and is a predicted model, not a curated record. Gene Ontology annotation, cellular component: membrane. Gene Ontology annotation, molecular function: transmembrane protein transporter activity. Lineage: Eukaryota; Metazoa; Chordata; Actinopteri; Salmoniformes; Salmonidae.